Molecule: messenger RNA, 1257 nt
Organism: Impatiens glandulifera
Lineage: Eukaryota; Viridiplantae; Streptophyta; Magnoliopsida; Ericales; Balsaminaceae
Product: U1 small nuclear ribonucleoprotein 70 kDa
Exons: 9
Coding region: 29-1099 (356 amino acids)
Molecular function (GO): mRNA binding
Source: RefSeq, a predicted model, not a curated record
UUGUGCCCUGAAUCGUUUCCAAAGAGUGAUGACGAUCGACGACGAGAAUUCCGUUUACGUCGGCGGUCUUCCUUACGACGCGACGGAGGAAACCGUUCGGAGAACCUUCAGCAUCUACGGUCACGUAAUCGCCGUCAAGAUAAUUAAUGACCGUGGGGUUGGUGGAAGAUGCUAUGGAUUUGUAACUUUCACGAAUCCUCGCUCUGCAAUUGACUCUAUCAAAGAUAUGAAUGGAAGGACUAUAGGCGGUCGAAUUGUGAGAGUAAAUGAUGUGAAGACCAGAGGUGGAAGGUCGAAUUUUGGCCGUGAAAAUAUUCCAAGGAAUGGUGUAAGGGAAAACUGGGACAGGGACAGGGACAGAAAUGGACGGGAUAGGGAUUAUAGUCGUGAGAGGGAUCGAUUCAAGGAUCAUAGUGAAGACCGGUCUCAAAGCGACGAUCAUGGCAGGGAGCAGCGAGGAUAUGAUGAUAGGGAUGACCAUGUCAGGAAAAGGGACGAGUAUGAGAUUAGAGAUGACCGUGUCGGGAAAAGGGACGACUAUGAGCAUAGAGAUGGAAUUCGAGUUCAAGAUAGAGGUCUGGAUAAUAAGGAACCAGCAAUUGAUAGAAAGCGAGACCGAGAAUGGGAAAGUAGUAAUGAAUUUGGUAGGGUUCAAGAUGAGGAGAUAGAUAGAAAUGGAAAUGACCGACAUCAUUCUUUGAAGAAAACCAAUGGUUCUCAAACCAAUGAACGGCGUGACAGGGAGCUUCGAUCAGUAACUAGCGACGAGGACAAUGAUGAAGAAAUAUCAAAGCAACUACAUGUAUCAAAUCAGCAGCUGGAAGAACUCCAGAAACAGAUAUCUGAGAUGGAAGAUUUGGUAGAGGAGAAGCAACAACUUGUUAUAAAGUUACAUGAGAAGUCCCAGAAAUUGGAGAACUCAUUAACCACAACGAAGAAGGCUUCAUCUCAUCGUCAAGCCCUUCUGACCAAGCUUCAUAGGUACUAUCUGCUUGUAAAAGAAAAUCGCGAAAGGCUUAAAACCUCUGAACAGGAGCUUCAGUCACUCAUCGAGUCUACAAGGAUAGAAGUAGAUGUUGGUAUAGAUGCAGCCAAUUAAGGAUAGAUGCAGUCAUAAAUGGUUAAUGGUUUAUAGUUAGUUGGACAUCAAUGUAAAACCACAAAGGGGUUCAAAAGUGUUGUUUUUACCAACCUUGUGGUUAUUUCUAGUGAUGUAUUUACAUUUAAGGUUAAAAAAAGUUACAAGAAUUAUUGAUG